UUACGUCGAUUUCGCUCGAGGCAAAAAUACUUAGAGAUCGAGGAUCGAGAAUCCUCUCCCGCUGGCGGAUUCGUUCUCUCGGUUGCGGACUUUCUCCGCAUUUUUGCUGACCGAAACUCGCCGGAACUCGGCCUGAAACUCGCGCUCGCCUCUCUCGCGGGGUUCAACGUUCCUGAAAUAGUGGGUGUGUCGCGUGUGCCUUUUUCGACUCUCUCGACGAUGGAGACGACGCGAUGCGCGUACGUAUCCGAGGACGAGAACCUGUACCAGGUGUACAAUCGUGAGAAAGCCACCAGUAAUCUCGUUACUCUCGAUGCGCUGCUGGCCGACUUGCAGAACACCGUGUCGUCGGAGGGAAAUCACGUCGGUGGAAAUGCGACACCCGGUUACGGAUCGCUGAACGGUGCGCGCACCCACACGACCACCGUCUACAGAUCCUACGACAAUCGAACCUCGCCGCUGCCGCCGCAAUCGCCGACUUACCAGAACCGCGAGGCGAUAGAGGAAACCAUCAGUAAAACCGGAAGUGCGUCUUACACCCAGACGGGCACCGGGAGCAAGAUGCCCUCCCUCAAUAACAAUCUUUCCGAGUUGGACACUCUCCUGCAAGAUCUGAGCAAUGCACGCUAUAAUGCCCACUUUCAGGAAAGAGACAGUCGCGUGUCCACCACAGGGGUGAACGGGAGCGCAACCAGCCCCAUGCUCCGUUCCCCGAGUAGUAUGUCAGCCUCUCGACCCACCGUCGACUCGUUGCUCGAAGAACUAAGCACCGCAGUGCCUAAUGGAGACUAUCCCGCCGAUGGAAAGGUGAGGGUCACCAUACAGGAGACGUCCACGGAGAUACAGCCGGUCUAUGACGGCUAUCCCUCCAGUCAGCAUGGCUCGCUGAGUCGAACCGAGGUUCAGAGGAAUUAUCCUAAUGGUCAUACCGCGAGUAACGCUACCAAGGAGCUGGAUGAUCUAAUGGCUUCGCUUUCCGAAUUCAAGAUCAACAGCGGUACCCAUCAACAUCAGACAGUAACCGACUCCCCGUACGCGAAGCCCAAUAAGGCCACCAAGAGCUCGCAGAGCCCAUUGCCCGGCGAGGGCCCGCAGACCCGCGUCCACAUCACCGAGACCCAUACGACUCAUCUCUAUCAACCAGGGGAGAGUCAGCCUCUUAAACAGAAUCAGUUGGAUUCUAUGCUCGGUAAUCUUCAGGCCGACAUGAGCCGCCAAGGAGUCAACACUACUCAGAAGGGAUGCUGCAGCGCCUGCGAGAAGCCCAUCGUGGGCCAGGUGAUAACAGCGUUGGGCAAGACAUGGCAUCCGGAACAUUUCACGUGUACCCACUGCAACCAGGAAUUAGGCACGCGAAACUUCUUCGAGAGGGAGGGACAUCCUUACUGUGAAACGGACUAUCACAAUUUGUUCUCACCUCGUUGCGCUUAUUGCAACGGGCCCAUUCUUGAUAAAUGCGUGACUGCUCUGGAGAAGACCUGGCAUACCGAGCAUUUCUUCUGCGCUCAAUGCGGCAAGCAGUUUGGCGAAGAGGGCUUCCACGAGCGAGACGGCAAGCCUUAUUGCCGCGAGGAUUACUUUGACAUGUUUGCUCCUAAAUGCGGCGGCUGUAAUCGCGCCAUUAUGGAGAAUUACAUAUCUGCACUCAACAGCCAAUGGCAUCCAGAUUGUUUCGUCUGCAGGGAUUGCAAGAAGCCGGUUUCUGGAAAGUCCUUCUACGCGAUGGAAGGACAACCGGUGUGUCCCAAAUGCGUCGGAGUAGAUGACGACGAGGAAGAAGAAGAGCAGGAGGCGUAAAAAAAUCUCAUCGUCGUCAUCAUUGUCGUCAUCAUCGUCUUAUCAAUUUGUCCCAGAAGAUUUCUUUGUUACCCUAUCGUCCAGCUACCCUUUGCAAUUAUAUCGCCCCUUGUAUGCCCUCCGGCUCUAUAAAUGCGGAGCCAAUACCCUGCUGAUCCUUCGACAGAUAAUUUAGCUGGCGCUGGAGGAAGACUGGGAACGAGAAAUGCCGAUUAUGAAUCACCGUCGUCUUGAUUCCGCGUUGCAAACACACACAGACAACACAGCAUAUCUCUCACACUUUACAUUCUUAUAUUACGGGGCAUACUCUCGGCAAGCAAGCUCAAAGUUUAAGAUUAUUGUUUUCGACAAGCUUUGACAUUAUGUCGCAGUUCUUGAAUGAAAAGGAAUUUUCUCGAGCUGCGCAAAGAUACUGUUAGUACUAUAUGUCAGAAGUAAAGAAAUAAAUUUCCCUCACCCACUCAUUCCCACCCCCUCCCCUAAAAAAAAGAAAACAACCCCAAAAUGAAAAGACACACACGAGAGUCGGCUGUCUCGCACACAUGUAUACA
Camponotus floridanus (Florida carpenter ant) is the source of this 2348-nucleotide messenger RNA. It is a transcript of the gene Pax, whose product is annotated as leupaxin. The transcript is spliced from 9 exons. NCBI's taxonomy places the organism in Eukaryota, Metazoa, Arthropoda, Insecta, Hymenoptera, Formicidae. The record is from RefSeq and is a predicted model, not a curated record. Bases 220 to 1797 code for a protein of 525 amino acids.